Messenger RNA from Mesitornis unicolor (brown roatelo), 1461 nucleotides. It is a transcript of the gene CHRNA9, whose product is annotated as cholinergic receptor, nicotinic, alpha 9 (neuronal). Gene Ontology annotation, molecular function: acetylcholine-gated monoatomic cation-selective channel activity; transmembrane signaling receptor activity. Gene Ontology annotation, biological process: chemical synaptic transmission; nervous system process; monoatomic ion transmembrane transport. Lineage: Eukaryota; Metazoa; Chordata; Aves; Mesitornithiformes; Mesitornithidae. The transcript is spliced from 5 exons. The coding region runs from base 1 to 1461 and encodes 486 amino acids. Gene Ontology annotation, cellular component: postsynaptic membrane; synapse; neuron projection. The record is from RefSeq and is a predicted model, not a curated record.
AUGAAGAGAAAUAACCUGUCCUCCUUUUCCAUCUCUCCCUGGUUGCUGUUUACAGCAGCGAUGCUUCAAGCUGUAGAAUCAGCCAAGGGAAAAUAUGCUCACAUGCUGUUUAAUGAACUGUUUGAAGACUACUCAAAUGCUCUAAGACCAGUGGAAGACACAGAUAAAGUACUGAAUGUUACCCUUCAGAUCACAUUGUCCCAAAUUAAAGACAUGGAUGAAAGGAACCAAAUUUUGUCAGCUUACUUAUGGAUUCGACAAAGCUGGUAUGAUGCAUACCUCAAAUGGGACAAAGAUAAAUAUGAUGGGUUGGAUUCUAUCAGGAUUCCAAGCAAUUUGGUUUGGAGACCAGAUAUUGUCCUAUAUAACAAGGCUGAUGAUGACUUUUCAGAACCAGUGAAUACUAAUGUUGUGUUAAGAUAUGAUGGAAAAAUCACUUGGGAUGCACCUGCUAUCACAAAGAGCUCAUGUGUAGUGGAUGUAUCUUAUUUUCCUUUUGACAGCCAGCAGUGUAACCUUACAUUUGGGUCCUGGACCUAUAAUGGUAAUCAGGUGGACAUCAUCAAUUCUCUCGAUAGUGGUGACCUUUCUGACUUUGUAGAAGAUGUGGAAUGGGAGAUUCAUGGUAUGCCAGCAGUUAAGAACGUCAUCACUUAUGGCUGCUGCUCUGAGCCUUAUCCAGAUGUGACCUUCACUCUGAUUUUGAAAAGGAAGUCUUCAUUCUACAUAUUUAAUCUUUUGCUGCCUUGCAUUUUGAUCUCUUUUCUGGCCCCACUGGGAUUCUAUCUCCCUGCAGAUUCUGGGGAAAAAGUGUCUCUGGGUGUUACGGUUCUUCUUGCCCUGACUGUGUUCCAGCUGAUGGUUGCAGAGAUCAUGCCUCCCUCUGAAAACGUACCUUUGAUAGGAAAGUACUACAUAGCAACUAUGACCAUGAUCACAGCUUCCACUGCAUUGACGAUCAUUAUAAUGAAUCUCCACUACUGUGGCUCAGAAGCAAAGCCUGUUCCACAAUGGGCCAGGGUAGUUAUUUUGGACUAUAUGUCAAAAAUCUUUUUUGUCUAUGAUGUGGGUGAGAAUUGCACAAGUCCAAAAAGAGAGAAGGAGGAAGAACAUAAGUUAGAGGAGGGUGAUGGGUGUCAGAGGAGAUGCAAAGAGGUAAGGAGUCCCCUUUCCAAUCGGAAUGAUGACUCUGAUCUCAAGGAGAAGCUCAAUGGAAAUUUGAAUAAUAGCUAUGGAGUUCAUGGUGAAAAUGCUAGGGAGACUGUCAACUGCUGUUCCUGUUACAAAAUGCUGAUUAAGAAUAUUGAGUUUAUUGCUAAUUGUAUCCGAGACCAUAAAGCAAAUCGGGCCAAAGGAAUUGAAUGGAAAAAAGUAGCAAAAGUGAUGGACAGGUUUUUCAUGUGGAUUUUCUUUAUUAUGGUGUUUUUUAUGAGUGUGCUGAUAAUUGGGAAAGCAGCUUAA